This is a messenger RNA of Hibiscus syriacus, 483 nucleotides long. RefSeq names its product auxin-induced protein 15A-like. The transcript has a single exon. Gene Ontology annotation, biological process: response to auxin. The record is from RefSeq and is a predicted model, not a curated record. Bases 69 to 308 code for a protein of 79 amino acids. Lineage: Eukaryota; Viridiplantae; Streptophyta; Magnoliopsida; Malvales; Malvaceae.
UACUAAGGAUCAUCCAUCACCUUUGCUUUCCAAGUUCUCUGAGAUCUUCCACUUACUCAAAGUCGACCAUGGCUAUCUGCCUACCACGUAUUGUCAGCUCUAAGAAAGUUCCCAAUGGUUACUUUGCAGUUUAUGAUGGAGAAAGCCAAAGGCGGUAUGUGAUACCGGUGUCUUUCUUGAACCGUCCUUUAUUUCAAGAUUUGCUCGGCUUGUCGGAAGAAGAGUUCGAAUAUAGUCAUCCUACUGGUGGUCUAAGAAUUCCCUGCAAUGAAGACAUCUUUGUUGAUGUUACCUCUCGCUUAAAUUGAUUGUGAGAGAAUUAACACAAUCAUCCCAUACAAUUUUGUAAAGCAAACAUUUUAACAAUAUGUAAACAUUUUUCUCCAUCCCUUUUGCCUUGGGGAGCAGAAAUAAGUCUGCCUAAGUGAAAAACCAGAGAUGGUGGUUACUGUAACUUCUAUUAAUCAGUGAGGAAAAUGAUAG